AUGGGUUUAUUAACUGUAACCGACACUACCUUACCGAAACAGGAAGAGACCGUGACAGAAUCAAUUACAGAAUUCGAGAGGAAUCAAAAACGGUACCAAGAACUCAUCGCCACCUUUCCUCACGAGAAAGGCUGGAGACCAAAAAAUCCCUUGAUCAAGUACGGUGGUCACUGGCUGAUAAAGCCUCGCAUUGAAGGCUGCCUUUACGCGCAAGAGUUCUUCCAAGCACGACCUAGUGACUUACUCCUCUGCAGCUAUCCAAAGACAGGUACCACUUGGCUCAAAGCCCUCAUUUUCGCAAUCUCCAAUCGGUCUCGCUUCAACGAUUCAACAAACCCUCUCUUAAAACGUAAUCCUCACGAGCUUGUUCCUUAUAUUGAGAUCGAAUUCGCUUUCUUCCUUCACAUUGAUGUUAUCAAUAACAAAGAGAACACUCUGUUUGCCACUCAUCUCCCGCACGGAUUAUUACCCGAGUCGGUUUCAAGAUCUAGUUGUACAAUGGUUUACAUCUGGAGAGACCCUAAAGACACUUUCGUCUCCAUGUGGAUUUUCUAUAAGAAGCAAAAGACACAGGAUGGCCCUCUCAAUAGUCUUGAGGAGUCUUUUGAUAUGUUUUGUCGAGGCUACUACCAGUGGGCCAACAGACCCAAAAGCAUGAAACAAGAUAGAACAUUAUAG
Messenger RNA from Brassica rapa (field mustard), 678 nucleotides. RefSeq names its product cytosolic sulfotransferase 18. Gene Ontology annotation, molecular function: sulfotransferase activity. NCBI's taxonomy places the organism in Eukaryota, Viridiplantae, Streptophyta, Magnoliopsida, Brassicales, Brassicaceae. The record is from RefSeq and is a predicted model, not a curated record.